GUUCGAGGCGUCGAUGCCACGCUAAAUCGCACACGCGGUUCCGCCAUUGAAGCUUCCCGUCCAGCCCCUUUAAGCCCUUGCAACCACCCCUUCCCCCCGUUCUUCUCUCCGUCGCUAGAUCUCCAACCCCCUUCGCUGGUCGGAGAACCGACCGGUCACUCCUAAUCUCCAGUCCCGGCCAUCUUCUUUUCCCCACCUCCUAUCUCCUCCUCUUUCCGGGGUUCCGUUGUCUUCGCCCCUUGAUCGGCGAGGAAGUUGAGUGAAAUCGAAGAAAAGGGAUUUUGAGAGAAUUUUUUUAUUUUUUUCCCCCAAGAAAUUCCGUUACUAGAUCUCCAAUUUCUAAUUCGUUGUUUCGAAUUAGACGAAAAGAUCCGGUUUUUAGCCCUCCUGGUUACCAAAGAUUGGAUUUUUAUUUCGAUUUGGAUCUAGAGUUUCUGGUUCGUCGUCUUUUCGAGGUCUUUGUUUUAAGAUCAUGGCGACGGCGUCGUCCUACUGGUGCUACAGGUGCAGCCGCUUCGUGAGGGUGUGGCCGGAGAACGCUAUCGUCUGUCCUCAUUGCGAGGGGGGUUUCCUCGAGGAGGUGGAGACCCCUCCCCGCCUCGCCGCCGCGGGGGAGAUCCGCCGCCGUCGGGUCCCUGCCGGCCCCGCUGCCCCCGACCACCAGGCCGACGCGCGGAUCCGCCGCCACCGCCGCGCCUCCGCCGUUGACCGCUCCCCUUUCAACCCCGUCAUCGUCCUCCGCGGCCCCUCCGACGGUGGCGGUGGUGGUUCCGGUUCAGAUCCCGCGGCCUCCGGCAGCUUCGAGUUCUACUACGACGAUGGGGCCGGAUCCGGUCUCCGCCCCCUGCCGUCCAGCAUGUCAGAGUUCCUGAUGGGAUCGGGAUUCGACCGCAUCCUGGACCAGCUCGCCCAGAUCGAGAUGAAUGGGGUCGGAGGUGGGCAGGGGUACGACCACCCGCCGGCGUCGAAGUCCGCCAUCGAGUCGAUGCCCACCAUCGAGAUCGCCGCCAGCCAUGUCAGCACCGAGUCCCACUGCGCUGUCUGCAAGGAGCCGUUCGAGCUCGGUGCCGAGGCCCGGGAGAUGCCCUGUAAGCACAUCUACCAUUCAGAUUGCAUCUUGCCGUGGCUCUGCCUCCGGAACUCGUGCCCCGUGUGCCGCCACGAGCUGCCGUCGGAUGUUCCCAGGAGGGGCUCUCCGGAAUUGGAUGGCAAUGAUGAUAUGGUCGGGCUCACAAUUUGGAGGCUUCCAGGUGGUGGCUUUGCGGUAGGGAGGUUCACGGGUGGAAGGCGAGCCGGGGAACGAGAGCUUCCUGUUGUUUACACGGAGAUGGAUGGUGGCGUCAGUGCGGGGGGUGCUCCGAGAAGGAUUUCCUGGCCCACUCGAGGGACUCGGUCGCAGGAGAGCGGAGGAAUUCGCCGAGCAUUUCAAAAUUUCUUCUCAAUUUUUCGAUGCAUACGCCCUUCCUCUUCUAGAUCGAAUUCAGAUUCUGGGCCAUCUCCUUCCCGGAGAAGCCGGAAUAGCCCUCUUACAGCGAAUUCACAGAGGCACCUCGGUUGGGCAUCGGACGAUAGAAAUGGGGAUGCAAUAGCAAGGUGGUAAUGGAGACAGGGAAAAAUGAGAGAAAACUCUCUUUUUCUUGCCUUUCUGGUUCCCAUCUCAGUUGAUCAAUUUGCUCCUAUUUGCGCCGGGGGAGCAGAAGAGAAUUUGUAACAAACUGAAGCUCAGUUAUGUUCUACUUCCACUGUAAAUAGAAAACACUGUUUGGUUCAAAUCAAAGCUGUUCUUUGUGGAAGACAAGGGAACCAAGGGAAGAAAUUGCGUCUGAGAUGCAGCGCAUUGGAAAUUAUGAAGGUUCAAGCCAUCAUGUACCAUGCUUAUUGCAGAUGUUAUGAGUCAGAGAUUCAUUAUUACUAUUAGGUUUUUUUAAUUUCCCUUUGUGCAGAAGUUUCCCCACUUUUUCAAGCUUAUGUUGUCAUAUGAUCCAUCUUUUAAUGUAUGAAACCUUUGGAUUAUCUGCUCUCCUCAUUAUACAUGGAGCAUCGAGAUCUGUUGUCACUCAA
This is a messenger RNA of Elaeis guineensis (African oil palm), 2061 nucleotides long. RefSeq names its product E3 ubiquitin-protein ligase RDUF1. Gene Ontology annotation, biological process: protein ubiquitination. Gene Ontology annotation, cellular component: cytoplasm. Gene Ontology annotation, molecular function: ubiquitin protein ligase activity. Lineage: Eukaryota; Viridiplantae; Streptophyta; Magnoliopsida; Arecales; Arecaceae. The record is from RefSeq and is a predicted model, not a curated record.